AAUUCCAAAAUCAGUUAGAAAAAAAAAAUGGUUUCUUCAACCUUUCUUCCAUCAACACAAUUUCUCAGCUCAAACCCUAGAUUAUCCGUACAGCGAACUUCUCAAUCUCCGACCACCACCGUCAAUUUCCGGCGAACCCAUCUUAUCUCCGCCUCCUGCGCCACCGUCGAGAGAAGUUCCGUCUCGUCGCCGUCGUCUUCGCUUUACGAAGUUCUCGGGAUCCAAUCUGGCGCCACUUGUCAGGAAAUUAAGACGGCUUACAGGCGGUUGGCCAGAGUUGUCCACCCAGAUGUGACGGCGGCGGACGGCGGCGGACGUACGGCCGAUGAGUUUAUCAAGAUUCAUACUGCUUAUUCUACAUUGUCUGAUCCGGAAAAACGAGCUGUUUACGAUGGUUCUUUGUUUCUUGAUCGGAUGAGAGGUUUCUCGGUGGGUUCUUACGGUGGCAGUGUUCAAACGACGGCGGCGUCUAGAUUUUCCGGCGGUGGUGCUCCUAGAAGAAAUUGGGAAACAGAUCAAUGCUGGUAGACAAAGCCGAGUUAAAAUUUGAUUUGAAAUUUACUCGGGCUAUAAUGAUAAUAAUAUCAAACAAAUCGUAGGUUAGCGACAGGAAAGUGAUCAAUAACUACGGUUUUAUUGAUAACCGGAUAGAUCUACGUAAAUUAAUUAGAUUGAUUGUAGAUAAUUAGCGUCUGAUGCGUGUAUAUAUAGUUACUUGGAAGGUUUCAAAUUCAUAUUAUAUGAAUUUGUGUGCAAAAUCAGACGUUUUUUUUCAUGUCUGGAAAUUCUAAUUUCUAAUACUAAAGUUGUAUUUGGGUAUGUAUCA
Molecule: messenger RNA, 826 nt
Organism: Impatiens glandulifera
Lineage: Eukaryota; Viridiplantae; Streptophyta; Magnoliopsida; Ericales; Balsaminaceae
Product: chaperone protein dnaJ 11, chloroplastic-like
Exons: 1
Coding region: 28-528 (166 amino acids)
Source: RefSeq, a predicted model, not a curated record